This is a messenger RNA of Plasmodium coatneyi, 954 nucleotides long. RefSeq lists its product as uncharacterized. Lineage: Eukaryota; Apicomplexa; Aconoidasida; Haemosporida; Plasmodiidae. Gene Ontology annotation, cellular component: trans-Golgi network. The record is from RefSeq and is a predicted model, not a curated record. The transcript has 6 exons. Bases 1 to 954 code for a protein of 317 amino acids. Gene Ontology annotation, biological process: endoplasmic reticulum to Golgi vesicle-mediated transport; vesicle fusion with Golgi apparatus.
AUGAACUAUUACAACCAGAAAAUCAUAAACCGUGGAAAUAAUCGAAAUGAUGAAGACCCCAGUUUUGGGGCCAACGAAAGUAACCUGAACAACCUAGGCAACGUCACAAACCCAUAUGUGAGUAAAAAAAUAUAUGAAGGUGGCUACAACAAGCCAAGCAACAAUGUGAUCCCAAGUGCCCCCUUUGAAAAUAACUUCCAGCAAAGUAGUGUGGCACCAAAAGGAUUCAACUUCACACAAAAUAGCGGAAGCGGCCGCGGCAACAUCCAUCACAACCACCAACAGAACAACGUGGUGACGAGCCCAUUUAACAACCCGCCAAAUGCUAACCACGAUGUGGGCACAAGCGGGGAAUCCUUUUUUGGAAAUUUUAUCUCAGCAAAUAAAAAUAAAUUAAAAGAAAACGUACCUAAAAGGGAAGAGGAAGAUGAAGAGGAGGAAGAAGAACUGCCCCUACUGGAAGAAUUAGGAAUUAAUUUCGAUUUAAUUUCGAAAAGGAUGAAAUCUGUUUUUAUGUUCUACAAAAUCGAUGACACGUUAUUCGAAAAUUCAGAUUUAUCCGGGCCGCUAAUCAUUGUCCUCGCUUUGGGGUUCAUACUGCUACUGGCCGGAAAAGCCUCCUUCAGUUACAUCUACCUGAUCGGAAUUGUCAGCAGCCUGAGCAUAUAUCUUCUUCUUAACAUGAUGAGCCAGAGUCUAACACUGGACCUGUACCGCACGAUAAGCAUGCUGGGCUACGCACUGCUUCCGCUGGUCAUUUUGUCCUUCAUUUCAAUAAUUAUCAAUUUGAGGUCGAAGAAGGGAUACACCAUCUCCUUUUGUUGUAUAUCCUGGUCGGCCCUCACAGCGUCGCGCUUUUUCGAAGUGGCUCUCCGGAUGAACAGCCAACGAUACCUUGUGGCCUAUCCGAUAUUCCUUCUCUACUCCUGCUUUGCGUUAAUUAUAAUUUUUUAG